GAGCCGGUCUGAACCUGUUAGCGUGUGAGGCUGCCGGAAGGCGCUGCAUUGCUAUUGCUGGGUGAUUUAACUCUUCGCUCUCUGCCAGGUGACGUUGCCUACUUCACCCAGGGAGACAGGGUCAGUGACUCCCAGAGAAGAAGCCAAUCAGUAACUUCCAUCUGUCUGAACCCACAUAUAGCUUCAUACUGAGGCCAUGAUGUUCUUUUGACAGCAGCUCAAGUCUCUGUGCCUGGGGGUUUGUGCCAGUGGAAUGCAUUUGCAAUAGUUCAGAUGGAUCACCAUUAAAUACUAGACUAUAAGCUGAGUGAAGCCAGAAUCAAAAUGAAUAAGUGCAAACUUGUUCUGUUAAGACACGGGGAAGGAGCCUGGAACAAAGAAAACCGCUUUUGCAGCUGGGUGGAUCAGAAGCUGAGCAGCGAUGGGCUAAAGGAAGCUCGGAACUGUGGGAAACACCUCAAAGCACUAGGUUUUCAGUUUGACCAUGUGUUUACGUCUAUCCUAAGCCGUUCUAUUCAGACUGCUUGGCUGGUAUUAGAAGAGAUGGGGCAAGAAUGGGUUCCCACCCAAAGUUCGUGGCGUCUGAACGAACGCCACUACGGUGCACUGAUAGGUCUCAACAGAGCCGAAAUGGCGCUGAACCAUGGUGAAGAGCAAGUGAAAAUAUGGAGAAGAAGCUAUGAUGUUACUCCACCUCCCAUAACUGAAUCUCAUCCUUACUACAAAGAGAUCUAUAAUGAUCGCAGAUAUAAAUGCUGUGAUGUGUCGCAGGACAAACUCCCAACGGCUGAAAGCUUAAAAGAAGUUCUGGAGAGACUCCUUCCCUAUUGGAAUGAAAAGAUAGCACCAGAACUGAAAAGCGGCAAAAUGGUCCUCAUAUCUGCUCAUGGAAACAGCACUAGGGCACUGCUCAAGCAUCUGGAAGGCAUCUCCGAUGAGGAUAUAGUUAAUGUUACCCUCCCUACUGGCGUGCCUGUGCUCCUUGAACUCGAUGAGAAUCUGCGCCCUCUUAGCCGUCACCAGUUUCUGGGUGAUCAAGAGGCUAUCCAAGCUGCCAUCAGAAAAGUGGAAGAUCAAGGGAAAGUCAAACCUGUUGAGAAGAAAUAAUGCUUCUGGCUGCUGCCCCCACUCUCUUGUGUGUGUGGUAAUAAGUAGUGCUUUGUGAGUGUUAAGUUGCACUUCGUAAGUUUGUUAAUUUUUAAAUAUUAGGAGCGCUAGUUAUGCGUUCGGUUAGUACACCAGCCUUUCACCUUUGGAGACUAGAGUUCACCUGUAACCCACACUGGGAUUUGAAAAGGAGGUGGCUGAUUUCAUCCUAAGCAGUAGUAAGGACAACAUAAAAUUGCUAUAGUCUGCCACAAAUCUUUGCUCAAGAAAGGCCCAAGCCAGCAGUAUGGUAGGGUAUAUUACAGGUCAGGAUUAAGAAGUAUUGACAGAGCUCUGUGAGGAAAGCUUGCACUGCAGAACACUUGGCUCCCAAUAACAUUUGAAGUCCCUCACUUUCACAAGCACUAAAUGCUCCCAGUUUGCAAAAAGUAUUUGGUAGUAAAGUGCCAGUUAGAUUGUUCUUUACUGGAAGACCUCUUAAGAAGCCUGCCCGUGGCACUAGCGUAUACAUUACAGGCAGUUCUCUGGUCGUCUUAUUGCAGUGACGCUGCUGUGCUUGAGAAUGCACUUUUGCUAGCAGCUCUUUUUUGAAGCACAAAAAGUAUCUUGUGGCUUGACUGUUCCAAGGCUAGUUCUUGCUCCAGAAAAAGUGCAAUCCUACUAUCCACGCAAUGGAGUGGGGUGUGCUUGGAAGAAGUAGUCUCUCUAUCGUUCCCCCUUUGCCUUACUUUCAAAAACAGUUUUUAUGGGCUAAAUUCUGCUAGGUUGCACCAGUGAUAGGUGAAGGAUGGCCCAGUGGUUGGGGCACUGGCCUGGGACGAGGGAAGCCCAGGUUCAACUCCCUACUCUGCCACAGACUUUUUUGUGUGACCUUGGACAAGUCACUUAGCCCCUCUGGGUACGUUGACACAGCCCACAGCAGCGAGCUUCUGGGUCAACAGACAGGCUCAUGGGGCUCAUGCUAGUGCUCUAAAAAUAGCUCUGUAGACAGCACUUGGAAGGGGUGGCUUGGGCUCUGAAGCCUUGGGAGAGGGGUUAGAGUACUAGUGUGGGCCCCGCUAGAUUGAGUCUGUCGACCCAGGCUGGGAAGCUUGCUUCUGCAGCCUGUGUAAACAUACCCAUAGUGCCUCAGUUCCCAUCUGUGAAAUGGGGCUCCCAGAGAGGAGACGGGCACCCUGUGAUAAAACCACCCAUUGAAAUGACACUCCUGCUGCCAGGUUGUUCAUGGGAUAUGUACACGUGCAUGCAAACCUAGUGGAAUUUCACUGUUGUAACUUAGCAGACGUUAGCCCUCAAAACACAGAACACAAAGAGGUUAGUGCAUGAAUAGAACUUCAGACUUGUCAUGGACUUAGCCCUUAAUUAGAACAGUAACCUGGAUAGGUUUCAAGCACUUAACAGAAUCUACAGGCUUGAUCCAACUCCCAUUAAGGUCACUGAUAACACUGACUUGACUUGAAUAGGGCCUGAUCCAAACCUUUGAAAUUCCCCACUUCCACCACUCUGUGGCGCUCCAGAUAAGGGCUAGAGAGUGGUCUCCACUGAACUCUACAAACAUUUUUGCAAGCGAGAUUACCAUGGUGUUCCCAAAAUUAACUCCUUGCAAGAGCAAUACUGAAGAGAUUGUAAUGGUGAGUAGUGUAUGUAUGUGCAGUGCCACUCCAGGACAUAAAUACAGCUGUUUCAUCAUGUGAUGUAAACAGUAGAGAACAUUAAUAUUUACUUCAGAGUUCGUUCCUGUGAACCUCUUAUCACAACUACCUACUGCAGUGUGUGGUGUCUUAAUUUCCUUUUUAAAAACAAAAACCAAAAAACCUCAACUUUGUGGUUUGUUUUUUUUACAGGUACUCUUGUCAGGAAAUUCCACGUUAUGAGGCUUUACUCUUGUUUCUCUUGCGCUGGUGUAAAACUACUGUAGCUUAAAUCUGAAUCCAUCCCAGUAACUGAACUCUUUCAAUGGUCCCAGUUUUGCCCUCUGAUGCACAGAGCUCCCACUGAUUUCAAUGGAAAUUGCAUGUGCCUAUUUGAAGGCAGAAUUUGGCCCUUUGUAUAUUCAGUGCAGCCAAGCUAUGACUGCCGAGGGAACAACUGAAUUCCCUGAGUGCAAUGCCUGUAAAAAAUCUCACAUGUAGCUGUUUGCAGUGAGUGGCUUGUUUAAUUGGAUUUUUAUAGGUUCAAGAAAAUGACCGCCUCCUGGCGAGUCGAGCAGCCUUGCACUUCUUUAGCGCUCUGACUUUCAGAGUGUAGUAGUAGCUUGUGUCACUAAAGCAUGCUGAUUGUAACAGACAUAUUGCUGGGUAUCUUUCCUUGACAUGAAUGGCAUUUGGACUCCUAGGUUUUUGUUUGUUUAUAUUGCACUAGCAAAAGGGGGCUGGUGGCAGUCUCUCCUGUUUUUAAGAUAAAGUUUCUCUUUCUAAAAUACAAAGUCACAGUUUACUUUAAUCCUCAAAUGUAUUGUGCACUAGAUGAGAACCUCUGUGCAAUCCCCUAUACUUGUGACAUUGAUAAGCAACCUACAGCCUGGUGUAUGGUUUUUUUUGUAUAUAUUAUUCAUCUGUAUAUGGUGUUUGAGUCAAAUGAUCUCCUCCUCCACAGUAGCAUCAAUACGUUGGCUGCCGAUCGGUGAAUGUUCACUUUCCAGAGCCAUACUGAAGAGCCCCAUCACUAACAUGGCUUUCUCUUUGGUGUGACAACUGACACUAGCACUGGUAAAGACGUUCAUGAAGCAGCACUACCACAGACUUCAGCAGGAGUGGAGUCCCUCAUCUGUAUGGUUUGAGAUGUACUUAGAUGCCUGAACGUGGUGUGGGGGGAGUGAAAAGAAAUAUAGGUAAUCUAGUAUUUUUUGUAGAGAAUAAUUAGUAUAGUUUUGCAACUAAGGCUACCAGCACCACAUGGUGCUCUCCGCUAUAUACAUGUAACUCCCAUUGACCACACUGGGAUUCAUGGACAUGUAGCUGAGGCCAGAGCAUGGCUCUCAGCUGUUUACCAUACUGCAAUUCCAAAGCAGUGCAGUGUAGGAAUUUUUGGGAACUUGAGAUGCUGCAGCUACAGUGUAACGCUCAGAAUGCUGAUAAAUAAGCCAAACAUGCGCAGGCGUUUCACAUAACACAAAGGCAGGGCUAGAUAUCAGUGUCUCAUGCUCUCACGCAGAAGGGAAAGGAGCACUGAUCUUAGGGACACCUGACCUUUAAGUAGACGGGUUGGAGGGAAAGUGCUGAGUAAAUGUUCAGAAGCCCUAGGUUCAGCAGCCAGCCGAGUGGGGCAAAUCAAAAAUGGUUUCAAAUGGAACUGGUUUUUUGCAAUGCUCUGGUAGCGCACCAGGAAGUUGGACUGCAGUUGUUUGGGCUGAGACUCUAUUCGAUGACAAAGCAGCUCACCAAGGUUCAGUACUCAUGCUCUUCUCCCUGCACUGGCAAUGCUGCAGCAGACUGAGACCUUGAUCUUCUCCUGGGGGCUAUAAAAUGCCCCUCAAUAGGGAGCAGAAUUGGAGGCCCAAGCCAGGAGUUUCUGAGCAUUUACCAGCACUGGUCUCUUGGCAUCACUUGUAACUAUAUUAUUGACACACAAUGAGGUGGGGAGGGGAGGUAUACUUGAGGACAGAAGCCAGCAUUCAUGGGGAAGGGGGCCUGAUCUACUGGCUCUGUUAUCUUACAGCAAAGGGAUGGAUGAGAAACAGGCUGGUGACCCUUCUCAAUCCAUGAUUAGAAGAUGCAUUUGCCCUUGAUCUUGAGUGAGCUUCAGAGCUCUGGAAAUACAGCAUUUCCACAGGUGGCGACAUAGGCAUGGUUGGUUUGCUUAUGUGUCUGAAAUGUGUGGUUUGUUGUGUGAUCCUGUUGAGAACACUUAAAUAUUUACGUGUAGAGCUGGCAAGUUCUUUAAAAUUCAAUAAACCACCUGA
This is a messenger RNA of Terrapene triunguis (Three-toed box turtle), 5008 nucleotides long. It is a transcript of the gene BPGM, whose product is annotated as bisphosphoglycerate mutase. Gene Ontology annotation, molecular function: intramolecular phosphotransferase activity. Gene Ontology annotation, biological process: glycolytic process. The transcript has 5 exons. Bases 325 to 1107 code for a protein of 260 amino acids. The record is from RefSeq and is a predicted model, not a curated record. NCBI's taxonomy places the organism in Eukaryota, Metazoa, Chordata, Testudines, Emydidae.